Messenger RNA from Paramecium pentaurelia, 2997 nucleotides. The record is from the annotation of a GenBank genome assembly. Lineage: Eukaryota; Ciliophora; Oligohymenophorea; Peniculida; Parameciidae.
CAUGAGUACGAAUAUGAGAGGGUUGAAUACAUUUAUCACUGACAUCCGUCAUUGUUCAAAUAAGGAAUAAGAAGAGAAAAGAGUGGAGAAGGAGUUAUAAAAGAUUAGAGGCAAAUUUACAUCUCAAAAGGGAUUGGCUGGUUAUUAGAAAAAGAAAUACGUUUGGAAAUUGUUGUACAUCUAUAUUCUAGGUAAUAAAAAUAAUUAUAAUUAUUUUAUUAGGUUAUGAAGUUGACUUUGGAUAAUAGGAAUGCGCCUUCUUAAUUAAUUCUUCAAAAUUUAGUGAAAAAUAUACAGGAUACGUAGCAACUUCAAUUCUGGUGAGUGAAAAAACACAUGACUUAUUUACAUAAGUAGCAUCUUCUAUUAGAAAUGAUCUAUAAUCUGUAAAUGAAAUAAAUCAGUCAUUGGCCCUCACUAUGGUUGGAACACAAGCACCAUAGGAAUUGGUCAAUGCAUUGCAUUAAGAUGUCUAAAAGUUAGCAUUGACAGAAUCUAGAUCAACAUUCCAUGUUAGAAAGAAGGCAUGUGCUUGCUUACUUAGAAUGUAUAGAAAAUAUCAAGACAAAUUCCAACCAUCCUAAUGGGCUUAAGGAAUUUCUUAAAUGUUUGAAUCCAGGUAUAUUUAUUAAAUAUAUUCUUAUUAGACAUCCUUCAUUAGGAUUUAUGACUGCAGCUACUUCAUUAUUGGUAGGAACAUGUUAGUUAGAAAAUCCAUCAAUAUUUGAAGAUUGCACACCUAAAUUAAUUAAAUUACUUCAUAAAAUUGCAAUUUAAAAAGACAGUCCUGGAGAUUAUAAUUAUUAUGCUACUCCUGCACCAUGGUUAUAGGUCAAGAUUUUGAAAGCUCUAUCAUUUUUCUCCCCACCUCCUCCAUCAACCGAUUCUCAUCGUUAAUUGACUGAAUGUUUAACUAAAAUUAUCAAAAAAACAGAAGUCACUAAAAGUAUUAACAAAAAUAAUGUUGAUCAUGGCAUUUUAUUCGAAGCUGCAAAUCUUGUUAUAACAUAUAAUGGUGCAGUAGGAAUGGAAUUGAAAAAUGAUAUAUUAAAAUUGCUUGGAAUCUUCAUAUCAGUUAAAGAGCCUAAUCUAAGAUAUCUAGGAUUAGAAACAAUGUGUAAAUUUGUUAAACUUGCAGGAGAUUCACUUGAAGAUCAUUUAAAUACUAUUUUUAAAUCAUUAAGAGAUAAUGAUAUAUCUAUUAGAAAAAGAGCUUUAGAUUUAUUAUAUUUAAUAAGUAGUCCUAAUACUAGUUAAAGAAUAGUAGAAGAAUUAUUAAGUUAUGCUGAAAAUGGAGCAGAUUUAUAAAUUAAAGAUGAUUUAAUUUUAAAAAUAGCUAUUCUAUCUGAAAAAUUUGCAGAUAAUUUAUAUUGGUAUAUAGAUGUUGUUGUAAGAAUGAUAAAUUCAUCUGGAGAUUUUGUAACAGAAGAUAUUUGGUUUAGAAUCAUUCAAAUUAUAGUAGGAUUUUAAAAAGAAGGCAAUAUAGAAUUAUAAAAAUAUGCAGCAACCAAAUUGUUUACAUAAUUAUCUAUGCCUCAUGUUCAUGAAACUUUAAUAUGUAUUGGAGCAUUUAUUAUAAGUGAAUAUUCUUAAAUGUUAGUUGAAUAAAAUAAAGAACCAUAAAAACUUUUUGAUAUUCUCAACAAACAUUAUACAUUCAGUACUGAAAGAAGCAGAUAAAUGUUAUUAAAUGCUUUUGUAAAAUUGGCAUGCAAAUAUCCAGAAUUAAGAGAUUAAGCUAUCAUGAUAUGUCAAAUAGCUGGAGAGCAUUUUGAUCCAGAUAUUUAAUAAAGAGGAAUUGAAUACUUUUCAUUAUUAAUGGAAGAUGAUAAACUCUUAAAUUAAAUAGUUGUUAAAAUGCCUCCAUAUUCAGAAUAAGUCUAAUAAAAUAACCCAUUAACUAAGAGAAUAUAUGUAAUGGUCUUAAAUCCAAAAGAAUAAAAGGAUCCAACAUUAUUAAAUUAGGCCAGAAUUUAAGCUAGUCAGGAAAUAGCUAUGGCAGAAUAGAGAUUAUAAAAUAAACCUGAAUAACUUUAAAAGCAUUUGAGUUGGUUGAAAGCAUGUCCAUAUUUGAAUUAAUUUUAAGGUUAAAUUGCACUUGAAGGAAUUAAUAUCAUGGUUCCACCAUCUCCAGAAGAUAAUAAUUUAAAAUCUCCUUCAAUUAGUAAUUUAAAUGAAAUUAAAGUUUUAUUAACAACAUAAAUUGGAAAGGUUGUUGAUAAACCAGGGGAUCUUGUUGUUUAAUAUAAAUCUGAAAUAAGUGGACAUUUGGGAAAGGUAAUUAAAAUUUAAUAUAAUUUAGGUCUCUUUCUAAUUUGAAGGAACAUCUCCAAUUUAAAAUUUAUCAAUUCUUGUAUCUCAAACUAAUGGGAUGUUGUUCAACAUUUUACCUGUAAAAUAAGGAGAAUUUCCAUAAGUCAUGAUGCAAGUAUUAAGUUAUGAUGGAAAUAUGACUUUGCCUAUAGCAUCCAUUUUCUAUGAAUAAAAUGGAUAAUAAAAGAAACAUGAAUUCCAUCUACCAAUAUAUACAAAUAAAUUUGUUUAACCUGUUGAUAUGCCAUAUGAAAAAUUCACUAAGUUCUUUGACGAUUUUACGUAUUUUUAUUAAAUAAUCAUUAGCAAUAAUCUAAGCAAUUAAAACUAUUUUAAAUUAGAUUCUUUUAUAAGGAAUACUGCUCCACCUAAUAUCCCAAUGUCUGAAGUACUCAAAAAGGCUGGAGGACUACUUUCUGUUGGAUUGAAUUUGAAAGCGUAAUCAAUAAUAAUAUUAUUUAGAUAACCAUUCCCCUCUCUUGAAAAUUUACAAAUGAUCUGGGCUUGUGGAUAAUUGAUGAUUAAACCACCUGAACAAAAUAACAUUUUAAAUCUACCAAUUAUGGUUAUCAUUUCAUCAUUAGAUCAAACCACUGAAUUUUUAAGAGUUGGUAUUAGAUGUGGUGGAAAUGGAGAAAUAGCUAAGAAUUAUAUGAAAUUAAUAAUGCUCUAUCUGGGUUGAUC